Linum trigynum is the source of this 2436-nucleotide messenger RNA. Lineage: Eukaryota; Viridiplantae; Streptophyta; Magnoliopsida; Malpighiales; Linaceae. The record is from the annotation of a GenBank genome assembly.
CGACCAAAAAAAUUCUGAUAAGCGGCUGACUUACUCUCACUCGACAAACAUUCUGUCAAGAUGAUCCUUGCCCCUGUUAUCUAAAGUACAUAUCAAGCUAAUCGUUUUAAGUCUACGAGCAACUCGAAUUCUUGAAGUAGGAAGGAUGAAAGAUUAAUUAGAGGUCAUACUGCUUGGAGAAGGGAGUUGGAUUUCUCCAUGAAGAUACUGCAGCCAUUCUGCCGCCCCAACUACUAUGUUCAACCUCUACUUCCAGUGAUGAAGAAGAAAGGAAAGGGUGUCGUGGAUUUGAAUAUGCAAUAGCAGAAUGCUCAAGGGAAGAUGGCGCCAAUGCUGCAGAGUUCGAUUUUAGAGGAAGAACAGUUCGGUUGAAACGUUUCGGAGUGGUAGCCGUUUCGUUGACAAUGGGAGAUGUGCAAGCAAGGAACGACGGCGCUUUAGUUAUUGUUUGUUUAAACUGCUUUAUGUUAUUUGGACGAAUAGUGUUUAACCACGUCAUUGUUACCGUUGUGAAACAGUGAAUUCGGAACUAGUAUAAAUAAAUGAAACCCAGCAACAGAACAAGCUGAGGAUUCCAAAACCCUUCCUCCAUUCCUUCUUUUCAAUAUGGUAUCAGAGCAGAUCUGAAGCAAUGGCGGAAAAUCAAGGUCCAAAUCAAACACCACCAUUCAAUCACGCUUCCCCCCUGCAAUUUGGUCAGUUUACUGAUGGCAAUCUUAACAACAACAACACUGCUGCUGCUUCUGGAUUUGGGACUACUACUGCUGCUGGUGCUGCUCCAGAUCCAAACUUGGGUAACCCAUUCUACAUUAACCCUAAUGAGAAUCUAGCUCAAUCUGUGAUUCCCAUUGUCUUGGAUGGUCCUAAUUAUCAAAUGUGGUCUAAGGCUGGGAGAAUUGUGUUGAAAACAAAGCAUAAAUUGGAUUUUAUAGAUGGGAGCAUACCAGUUCCUCCUCAGGGAGAUCCACUGUUUCACGUUUGGGAUGCUUGUAACACUAUUGUUCUUUGUUGGAUAACACAUUUAUUGCAAAAGGACAUUGCUCGCAGUGCCCUGAGUCAUGACAAUGCUCAAGUUCUGUGGACUGAGUUGAAAAGCAGAUAUGGCCAGGCUUGUGCUCUCAAACUAGCAAACCUAGAAGAUGAUACUGUUAAGCAAGGAACUCGUACAAUUACCCAGUACUACAGAGAGAUGAAGGGUUUUUUGGAGGAAUACAGUCAGUUUAAUCCAAUUGUCCCAUGUGGAUGUGCACCUGGUAAUCCAAUGCCUUGUGCUACUGUAGAAGCUUUCAGGAAGAAGCAGAAUACAGAUUACUUGAUUUGGUUUUUGGCUGGUUUGAACCCUGAGUAUGACCAGAUUAAGACUCAACUCCUGCUCAUGAAGCCACUUCCCACAGUGGUGAUGGCAUUUGAUGAUCUCUUGCAGCAUGAGCACAAGCUUAAGGCAGAGGGCAGCCACAAGAAGAAGACAGGACAAUCAGUGGCAUUGGCUGUUGGAGGAGGCAAUUCUAUUAGCACAUCUCGAAGAGCUAACAAAGACAACCCACCUGCUAAGGGAGAUAGAGAAGAACUGUUUUGCAACUACUGCAAGAAAACUAAUCAUGUUAUCAAGGAUUGCUGGAGGCUUAAGAAGAGGAGGCAGGAUCGAGAAGCUGCAGAGAAUGCUGGAAGAUUUGCAGGUUCUGUUGGUCAGAACAUUGGAUCUGAAGAAGGAAGUCAGUCUGAAGGAUUGCAUAUUGAGGUUGGCAACAGGUUUACUAGUCCAGUUGGAGGUUUUACUGCAGAAGAGAUGAGCAGGUUGAGAGGCAUCCUGCAGAUGUCCAAUUCCACAUCUCCAACCUCACCUUAAAGUCCAGCAAUCAAUCAUAGAGCACACUCAGUCACUACUCAUCUUCCUACCUUCCCAAACUCUGCAGGUAAAUAUGUUCUGUCUUCCACCAUUUCUCAUAAUGUCUUGUCUUCAACUUGGAUACUUGACAUGGGUGCAUCAGAUCAUAUUGCUUGUUCUCUUCAUUUGUUUCAUAAAUGCCUUCUAGUGUCUGAUGUUUAUGUCUAUCUCCCUAACAAAACCAAGGUCCUAGUCAGCCAUAUAGGAUCAGUUAAGCUCACUCCUGGUCUUUUCCUUCACAAUGUUCUUCUGGUUCCUAGUUUUACCUUCAAUUUGGUUUCUGUCAGCAAGCUGACACAUGACCUACCGAUCUCACUCCUCUUUCAAUCUAAUGUUUGCCAUAACCAGGACCUGAUAUCAACUAGGAUGAUUGGUUUGGCUCGAUAAACUAAAGGCUUGUACCACUUCAUUUCACCAAACACUUCCAGCUCAUCAUCAAACACUUCAUUUCCUUCCCAAGUUGCCUCUGUCUACAAUUUUGAACCUCAGAAGAUCUCCUUGUGGCACUGGCGCUUAGGACAUCCUAGUUCUAAUAGAUUUCAGCUUAUUAA